Molecule: messenger RNA, 1933 nt
Organism: Tetranychus urticae (two-spotted spider mite)
Lineage: Eukaryota; Metazoa; Arthropoda; Arachnida; Trombidiformes; Tetranychidae
Source: RefSeq, a predicted model, not a curated record
UGAAAGCAGCAUCCAUUUGCUGCCCACAAUCGCUAAGUCUCAUUGUAUAAAAACCAAUAGUGUAACUUGUUGGGUGAGUUAAUGUGACUCGACUGUAGCUAGUAAAUGAGCUGCUCAUAAUUGAUUGUACAGUGUAAACAUUAACACCUUUAACUAUAUUUAUAUGAAAAAUAAUUGAUGUUCAGAAGUUUCUUCAUUAUAAUUGUUGUCAACAUGGAUACACUUUCAGAUGAUGGUUUCAUCUUUACACCGUCAACCUCAUGGCAGUAUCGAAAUAACAAAUUGACUGAAUCUUAUAGAACAAGAGUUUCUAACAGUACUGCUGCGUGGAUUAGGAAACAGUCCCCAUUGGAGCGCUUUUUUUAUGUUAUUGUUUUACUCGUUCUUGUUUGUCUCUUCAUUUUAAUCUAUUUCUCAUAUCUUCAUGUUAAUGAGGAUUCCAACCCGUUAGAGGCUGCUUUAAUUCAUGAUCAAAAUAUUACAAAUGAAUGGUAAGGUUUGUGGGAUUUGAUCACAAAAAAUGUGAUAUAUCAAACUAUCCUAAGCAAGGUGUAAAGAAAAUUACUACAACGAAUAUUUCUAUCGAAAAGUCAACUAUAAAGACAUCACUAUGUUCACUCAUAGGUUUAAAUCAUCUAGUGACCACAAAACCUCUAUUCAACAAUACAAGAGACUAUUAUUGGUUCAGACCAGAACCAAAAUUACCUGAAAAUGUCAACCACAAUAGCAACUUUGACUUAAAAGAUACGUUUUCUUUUCAAGAUUUGACGAAAAAUUGGUCCAUGGAAUGUGCUAUUAAAAAAGGUUCCUUUUGGUGUAAAAUCAAAUUUUUUUGGGAAUCAUGUUUAAAACAUGUCAAUGAAAAUUCAAUGGGCAGUUAUGAUAAGCUGCUACAAAAAUUGGAACUUAAAAAUGCUGUCAAUAAUUUGAAUAUUGAUAAAUUGCUAAAAGCUCUUGAAGAAAAUGGACAAUCAAACGGCCUUUACUAUUACAAACCAUUGUUUGUUUACCCUAACAAUGAGAAAAUAUUUCUUGUUGGAAGAGACAAUUAUCCUCAUUAUUCUGAAGAAUCAUUGCUAAACAACAAUUCCAAACUGUUUGCUUCAAAAUUGAACCGAUUGAUUUCGAGUAACAAUGUAACGCAUCAGGAGAUGAAUGAAAUUCUUGCAUUGGAUAAUAAAUUGACUAAAUUGAAAAGUCUGAGGAAACCCAAUUGCUCUGCUGAAAAUGAAUGUUAUCAAUAUGGCUAUUACCAGUUGCAUGAAUAUCGGAAUCAGUUUGAAAGAGCUAAUAAACCUGAUUAUAUUAUUGAAUAUCCAAAUGGUUACAUAAAAUACCUGCAGAAGCAUUUGCUUAAAUUUAAUCUUAAAUUUUAUUUUCUUUGGAUAAAUUACAAGACAAAUAUGGUUCAUAUCAAUUCCUCUAGUCUAAAGAGUUUCACUGAAUUUUUUGGAUCACCCAACGAUAAUAGUUUAACCUCAAGUUGCCGUGAUAUGCUUAAAUUACCCUUUGGAUUGGUUUUACUGAGAAGGAUGAUAGAAAUGAAUUCAAAUGAUAAAUUAAGUGAUUUAAAUUUAUCUUCUAUCAUCUUGAAUGAAAUAACGAAUUCAUUUGAUGUUUCACGGCUUGGUGGAUACAAAUUUAACAAUGGCAAACUUACUCAACUAAUUAGUAAAUUAAAAGAAAAUAUUAAACAUCUGAUAACCAAGGAAAGGAUUCAAUUUGAUGAAUAUUUAACCGCUCUUUAUGACCAGUUGGAGUUGACUGAUAACUAUUUCGACAAUGUACAAGCAAUUCGGAAAUGGCUCAGGAAAGGUUAUCGAGAAGGAUGUAUACUAAAUCUUGCUACGGUCUAACAAUUUGGUUUAUCUUAACCUGUUUUUGAUUUUCAAUCCUAAUUUUUUAUCAAAUUAAAUUAAUUAUUUUACAUUUU